Molecule: messenger RNA, 566 nt
Organism: Paramecium pentaurelia
Lineage: Eukaryota; Ciliophora; Oligohymenophorea; Peniculida; Parameciidae
Source: the annotation of a GenBank genome assembly
AUGCACUCAUUAUCCUUAUACAAACAUAAAUAAGACAUGGAAAUUUAAAGAGCUCAUUAAUAUGAACAAUCCUUAAAAGCUAAGGAAUUAUAGAAAAGUCAAUUAUUAUAUAAAUCUUGUGAGAGAUUAUAAAUGUUAUCAGAUAGAUAAAUGUAAAAACUGAGACUUAGUUAAAUUUCUGUUUUUAAACAUGAAUAGAAUCAUUAAAGAUUUAAAUCUUAAGAAAGUGAAGCUAUACAUACUCGGUAUUUCAAUUUAUUAUAAAAUUAAGUCCUAAAAUUGAAUUGGGUAAAGAAGCUUAUGAUAAAUGGAUAUUAAUGUAAAAAAGAUUAAUAUCAAAAGAAGAAACAUAAAAAUUGAAAAAAUAUGAAUCUAAAAUUUAAAAGGCUCAUGAAAUAGGAAUGUUAAAAGAAAAUGAAUUAUUGAAUAAAUAGAAAUUAAGAAUAUAAACUUAAUUGAUUAAAGAAUCUAUACAUAAUGAAUAAUAACUUAAAUUAUAAGUAUAUAAAUAUAUAAUUUUGUAGAAAAUCCAAAAAAAAGAAUACGCCAAAUUACAUCUUAUAUGA